Messenger RNA from Protopolystoma xenopodis, 219 nucleotides. Lineage: Eukaryota; Metazoa; Platyhelminthes; Monogenea; Polystomatidea; Polystomatidae. The record is from the annotation of a GenBank genome assembly.
AUGAGCGUAAAUGAACGUAUUUUCUCGGUCUCCUCUUCUCUCGCCUCCACCUGUUCUGACGGCUCAGUCGGACCCUCGGGCCUUGUGGUUGCCGAGGCGGCCUUGUGUGAAAGCCGGUCCGUUUGGCAAAAUCCGAGUGGAGGAAUGGGUCUAGGCGGACCGGGCGGAGAGACGGAGGCAGAGGUUACAGUUCAAGGCAUACAUGGUCUGUUGGGUUGA